UAAUGAGUAAAGGCAGUCUCGUUAUUCGGCGUGAAGCGUGAAAACUUUCCGCCUCCUAUUAUUUGUCAUUAACAUUUACCGUCUACUAAACGACAUUCUGAUUUUAUACAAGUUGUUUCGUGCUGAACAUUAAUGCGAAAUGGCAGGCCUACCUAGACGGAUAAUCAAGGAAACUCAACGUUUAAUGGCUGAACCUGUGCCAGGCAUCAGUGCAGUUCCAGAUGAACAAAAUGCUCGCUAUUUCCAUGUUGUGGUUGCAGGUCCAGAAGGCUCUCCAUUUGAAGGGGGUGUUUUCAAAUUAGAACUUUUUUUGCCAGAAGAGUAUCCCAUGUCAGCACCUAAAGUGCGCUUCAUGACAAAGAUUUAUCACCCCAACAUUGAUAAAUUAGGCCGUAUUUGCCUCGAUAUUUUGAAAGACAAAUGGAGCCCAGCUUUGCAAAUUCGGACAGUGUUGUUGUCAAUUCAAGCUUUAUUGAGUGCACCGAAUCCUGAUGAUCCGCUGGCCAACGAUGUUGCAGAGUUGUGGAAAGUCAACGAGGGAGAAGCUAUUCGUAAUGCUCGAGAAUGGACCAGAACUUAUGCUAUGGGAAACAUAUGAAAUCUGGUUCUGUGGAAGAGAAAAGAGUAAAAUUGUCAAUCGGUUGCCGAGAAAUGUGUUGAAUCUAGAUUAUUUUGCUUUCUUUUGUUCCUCGCCCAUCAGCUUUUAUUUGCUGGUUGUCCUCUCCCUUUAAUUGGCUGAAUUGUCUUCUGGUGGUGAUCACGCAGCCAGAAAAAAGAAAAAUUGCUCGUUCUUAUAAUCCCACUUCUUUUGUUUGCCCGUCAACAGUUCUAUCGACGUCUCAUUCCAAUUCGCGCGCCGUAAAAAAUGAUCGUCGAUAGCAUUUUCUUUUUACCGUUUUAGUACUACGAGUACCUCAAAAAGGAAACUAAAGAAAAACAAUAAUAAAUGCGUCACCCGUGGAA
Molecule: messenger RNA, 963 nt
Organism: Daphnia carinata
Lineage: Eukaryota; Metazoa; Arthropoda; Branchiopoda; Diplostraca; Daphniidae
Product: ubiquitin-conjugating enzyme E2 N
Exons: 4
Coding region: 140-598 (152 amino acids)
Source: RefSeq, a predicted model, not a curated record